GCAUGACAUAACUGACUGACAUCAACAUCAAGCGUAAUCUCACCAAAUGUAUUAAUGAGCUUAUUCCGGAAAAUAGGGAGAGGGGUAGGUAAUUCUUUAUUCUACUGGAAGAAGAUCCAGAACCGAUGCAAUGCAAGAAGAUCCAAGACAGCCUGAGUAUAUGGACAGGGUUUUCCUCGUAGUCUUCCGAUAUCGGUACCUAAAUUUUGAAGUAACCAUCAAGGUUGUGAGCC
Acanthoscelides obtectus is the source of this 233-nucleotide messenger RNA. The record is from the annotation of a GenBank genome assembly. NCBI's taxonomy places the organism in Eukaryota, Metazoa, Arthropoda, Insecta, Coleoptera, Chrysomelidae.